Danaus plexippus (monarch butterfly) is the source of this 1299-nucleotide messenger RNA. RefSeq names its product hydroxyacyl-coenzyme A dehydrogenase, mitochondrial-like (gene 3HCD). The record is from RefSeq and is a predicted model, not a curated record. Gene Ontology annotation, biological process: fatty acid beta-oxidation. NCBI's taxonomy places the organism in Eukaryota, Metazoa, Arthropoda, Insecta, Lepidoptera, Nymphalidae. Gene Ontology annotation, molecular function: NAD+ binding; (3S)-3-hydroxyacyl-CoA dehydrogenase (NAD+) activity. Gene Ontology annotation, cellular component: mitochondrion.
CUUUUUAAAGUAAAUCUUUCUCCUAAAUCAGGCAAUUUUGGUUGGAUUUCAUAACAUACCUAUAUAAUUUUUUUCAAUAUACACUCAGCUGAUUUUGAAAGUUUGCGUGAUUUGACCUUUGGAACUUCGUUAUAAUACUUAUCAAUGUUCAACAAACAACCGGUCAGUAAACCGAUUGCAGUUGAGUUGUAGAUUUUGUUAAGAUCGCUCAUAUAUUAAUUUGUUCAAAAUGAAUCAAUUUGGCAUAAUAACGCGAAAUUUUUCAAGAUCUUCUGCUGUACAGAGUGCUAUUAAAAAUGUAACCGUCAUUGGCGGAGGGCUCAUGGGUUCGGGAAUUGCUCAGGUAGCAGCACAAGCUGGUCAAAAUGUGACCUUAGUGGACGUUAGCUCUGAUGUGUUAGCUAAAUCUCAAAAAUCAAGCGACAAUCUGAAUAGAGUCGCUAAGAAGAUUUAUAAAGACAACCUCAGGAGUGAGAAGUUUGUUGCUGAGGCUAUUGCUAGAAUAAAAACCAAUACAGAUCCUGCGGCAGCCAGCCAAGAAGCUGAUUUGAUUGUGGAGGCAAUCGUUGAAAACAUGGAUGUAAAACACCAAUUGUUCAAAAAGCUUGAUGCGGUGGCUCCUGGUCAUACAAUCUUUGCCUCGAACACAUCCUCCCUCUCUAUCAAUGAGAUCUCUUCAGUUGUUAAGAGGACAGACAAAUUUGGUGGUCUACACUUCUUCAAUCCCGUGCCGGUGAUGCGUCUACUUGAAGUGGUUCGUGGUGAGAAAACAUCUGACAAUACUUACAAGGCCAUGAUGGAAUGGGGCAAGUCUGUGGGCAAGACCUGCAUAACUUGCAAAGAUACUCCUGGAUUUGUUGUCAACAGGCUUCUGGUUCCGUAUAUUGCUGAGGCGAUUCGGUUGUUUGAGAGAGGUGAUGCUUCAGCUCGGGACAUUGAUGUGGCCAUGAAGUUAGGUGCUGGUUAUCCGAUGGGACCGCUGGAGUUAGCUGACUAUGUAGGUCUGGACACUAACAAGUUUAUCUUAGACGGCUGGCAUAAUAAAUACCCUGAAGAACCCCUAUUCAAACCCAGCCCUCUCCUUAAUAAACUGGUUUCGGAAGGGAAGCUUGGAGUCAAGAGCGGAGAAGGCUUUUACAAGUAUGAAAAGAAAUGAAGACUAUGAGAUUGUUGUCUCAUUUUUAUAUACAGAUAUAUAUUUGGAUGUUUUUUUUGCUGGCGAGUCUAUUUGGAAUCCUGUUAAAUAUUCAUAAAACAUAUCUUUCUAAUAUUUACAAUAAAAAACCUUUUAUUAAUAAA